Fusarium oxysporum Fo47 is the source of this 1969-nucleotide messenger RNA. RefSeq names its product SHNi-TPR domain-containing protein. Bases 164 to 1735 code for a protein of 523 amino acids. NCBI's taxonomy places the organism in Eukaryota, Fungi, Ascomycota, Sordariomycetes, Hypocreales, Nectriaceae. Gene Ontology annotation, biological process: CENP-A containing chromatin assembly; DNA replication-dependent chromatin assembly. The transcript has 4 exons. Gene Ontology annotation, cellular component: nucleoplasm. Gene Ontology annotation, molecular function: histone binding. The record is from RefSeq and is a predicted model, not a curated record.
GUCGCAAACCUCCACCUGAGAUACCAACUUUCAAUCAUUUCAUCUCCCAACAACCACAAAUUUCAUUAGCCAUCUGUCAAGUUUCGAAGUUGCCUUCGCUAUUCUUUCCUUAACCCAAUUGACUUUAUCUUCUCAUUUGACACGCAUUCAGACCUGAUCCGCAAUGUCUGAAGCUACAGAGCAGACUGCGCCUGUCGUGGACGAGACGGCCAAGGCCAUCGAAGAGCCCCAAGUUUCCUCUGAGAAACCGACUGAGGAGAGGUCAGCCGAAGAGACUGCGACCCCAUCCGUUGAUACUCUCGGUCCCUCUGAUGCCCAGAAAGCUGCCGACCAAGCAGAGUCCACUACCAUCACCCCCCUCAUCGGCACCCCCAGCGUUGGCACCCCCAACACCGACUACCUCAUCGCGAACGAUCAAGAUCCCAACUCUAAGAAGGUUACCAUUGCCGACUUGUCAGCAAAGGGAUCUGCCCUGUAUGCCCACAAGAACUACGAGGAGGCCGCCGAGGUCUUCUCACGUGCCAGUGUUCUUCAAGCCGAAGUCAACGGCGAGACGUCACCUGAUAAUGCCGAGAUCCUUUUCCACUAUGGUCGCAGCUUGUUCAGAGUUGGCCAAAGCAAGAGUGAUGUCCUAGGAGGUCCUGCUGCUUCCGAGAAGAAGAAGAGCGCAGAGAGCAAGCCCAAGAAGCCUGCGCAGACUGAGGCACAGAAGGUGACGCAAGAAGGUGUCGGGAUUGUUGCCGAGCAGAAAGAGGGAGAGAAGAAGACCGAGGACAUGAAGGGAGAUAAGAAGCCCCUGUUCCAGUUUACUGGUGACGAGAACUUUGAUGAGUCGGACGAGGAAGAGGCCGAGGGCGAAGAUGAAGAAGGGGAAGAAGAUGAUGACCUGGCCACUGCUUUUGAGAUCCUCGACCUUGCCCGAGUCUGCUUCAUGAAGAAACUCGAGCUUCUCGAACAGGAGGAAUCCGAAACCAGCGGCAAAGGCAAGGAGGCUGCAGAGGGCGAUUCGCCUACCGUCCGGCACGUGAAGGAGCGUCUUGCAGACACUCACGAUGCCCUCGCUGAGAUUUCUCUCGAGAAUGAACGAUACCCCAAUGCCAUUGAAGACGGCAGAACCUCGCUCAAAUAUAAGCUGGAGCUGUACCCUGAGGAGUCGGAGAUCAUCGCUGAAGCCCACUUCAAGCUUUCGCUGGCGCUGGAAUUUGCUUCUGUGACAACUGCCGGUGACGAUGGCGCAAAUUCCAAGCGAGAGGAGAUGGACCAAGGUCUGCGAGAUGAAGCCGUCAAGGAAAUGGAGCUCGCCAUCAAGAGCUCAAAGCUCAAGCUUCAGAAUAAGGAAGUUGAGCUGGCCACUAUGGCCUCCCCCGAGGAUAACGAGCUAGCGCGCAAAUCCAUCCAGGAGAUGAAGGAAGUCAUUGGGGACAUGGAGCAGCGACUCGUCGAACUGCGCAAUGACCCCAUUGACGCCAAGGACAUUCUGGGUGCUGAUGCUGGACCCAUCGGUGGCAUUCUUGGAGCUGCCCUUGGCGAGUCUGCUGCCGAGACCAAGGCCCGUGUUGAUGAGGCUAAAAAGACAGCAACUGAUCUUAGUGGACUUGUCCGCAAGAAGAACAAAGACGAAUCUGCCGAGGAACCUGAAGCUGCACGCGUGCCUGAAGCGGAGACUAACGGCAAGCGAAAGGCAGAAGACCCUGCUGAAGAUACCGAGACCAAGAAGGCCAAGGUGGAAGCUUAGGGUCGAGGUCAAUGGUACUAGUUGGCUAUUGUUUCAGCGGGAAAAAUAACACAGGAUGGAGUUCAGGGCAUUGUCAUAUUGCGACAGAAGGAAAGGAACGAAAAGGAUGGGAUUUUGAAGCAGCCAAAUGUUACUCUGAGUAUAUGGCAAAAUGCAAAACUACAGCUCUUUGAUGUACGAUUAAUUACGCGGGAUUCUCGGCAUAAUGUACGGAUUUAACAGGAAAGGUGUGAG